GAGAGACGAGUUUCCGGAUCUGGCCGAGUCGCCCCCUGCCUCCGACAACGAAUGUAGUGACGACAUUCAGCCUAGGCCGAGAGCAGCUACCAGGGAAAUGGAGGACUUGCUGCGAGACCCUAUAUGGCCUCAGUCAGCAGUCUCCUGUGUGAAGCGCAGUUUCACUGCUCUAUAUGUCUGGAUGUCUUCAGAGAGCCCGUGUCCAUUCCAUGUGGGCACACGUUCUGCAAGACCUGCAUUACAGAUUACUGGGAUGGCAAUGUGUGUCAGUGCCCACUGUGUAAGAGGACUUUACAUUCCAAACCAGAUAUGUUUGUUAACGUUUUGUUAGCAGAGAUGGCUGCCAAGUUUACAAAGUCGGCUAAGAAGAAAACUGUCAACAUCCAACACCUGCAGCCUUCCAACACAGGAGAGGUUUUCUGUGACAUCUGCACAGAGGAUAGGCUCCAGGCUCUGAAGUCCUGCUUGGUGUGUCUAGCCUCUUACUGCCAGAUUCACCUGGAGCCACAUGGGAGAGUGGCCUCCCUUAAAAGGCACAUAUUGAUCAAUCCUGUCGAAAACCCAAAGGACAGGGUGUGUGACAAUCACGAGAGACCCCUGGAGCUGUUUUGUAAGACCGACCAGACCUGUGUGUGUCAGUUCUGUACUGAGCUGGACCACCGGACCCAUGACAUGGUUCCUCUUGAGGAAGAGUGCAGGGAGAGGAGGGAUCAGUGGAGAAAAAGAAGGGCAGAAAUACAGCAGAUUAUUGAGGAUUGUCAGAAGAAAGUGAGUGAGAUCAUUUACUCAGCAGAGCUCUCCAAGAAGCAAGCAAAACAAGAGAUUUCAGACACCAUUGAGGUCUUCACUGCCCUGGUCGCCUACAUACAGGCGAGCCAGACUGAGCUGAUUGAGACAAUUGACAAGGAGCAGAGUGCAGUUGAGAGACGGGCCAAAUAUCUCAUCGAGGAGCUGGAGAAGGAAAUCGCUGACUUUAAGGAAAGAGCCUUGGAGGUAGAGCAGCUCCUCUACCAUGAGGACCUCCUCUAUCUCAUCCAGAGAGCCCCCUCCCUCCCCGUCCAUUCAUCCAACAGGGACUGGUCUGACAUUAGUAUUCAGAGGGAUCAGAGUCUGGGAAACAUUAGUAUGUCAUUGGUCAAGCUAAGGGAAACACUUGGUGAAGAAAUGGGGAAGCUGUGUGAUGAAUUUGAGCUGAAGAGGGUCCAACAGUAUGCUGUGGAUGUGACACUGGACCCUGAUACGGCACAUCCCCAACUCAUCCUCUCUGAAGAUGGGAAAGAGGUACUAAUUGGAAAUGGGGAGAAAAAUCUUCCAGUCAGCCCAAAGAGAUUUUCGUAUUGUUUUUGUGUUUUAGGAAAGCAGAGUUUCUCCUCGGGGAGAUUGUACUACUAUGAGAUUGAGGUGAACUGGAAGACUGAAUGGGAUUUAGGAGUGGCCACAGAGUCUGCCAAAAGAAAGGGCAAAAUUAUAUUGAUACCAGAGAAUGGAUACUGGGCCAUAUCAUUGAGGGAUGGAAACCGGUACAGGGCUUGCACUGAUCCCAUAGAGACCCUUACUGUGAAAGGGAGGCCGCAGAAGGUGGGAGUGUUGGUUGAUUAUGAGGUGCAUCUGGUCUCCUUCUAUGAUGUGGAGGCCAGAGCACAUAUCUACUCCUUCUAUGGCUGCAACUUCACUGAGUUUCUCUACCCAUAUUUUUUCCCUGGCCUGAAAAAGAAUGAUUUAAACAGUGCCCCAUUAGUCAUCUGUUCUGUUAAUAACAAAGAACAACCACAACUCUAAAAUUAACAGUCAGAUUAAAUGUUUAAUUUGGCAGUAAUCACCUAAAUCCCUUCACUUUUACAUGCUGUAUUUGGUACCCUCUGUAAUUGAAAACAAUUUGUGAAUAAUAUUCAGGGGUUCUUGUAUAAUCGCUUUUUAUUACAAGUUUAUUGUGUUUAAGUCUGUAGAAAAACAAGAAUGCAUGCAUAUAAAUAAUAAAUACGAUUUA
Molecule: messenger RNA, 1987 nt
Organism: Lampris incognitus (smalleye Pacific opah)
Lineage: Eukaryota; Metazoa; Chordata; Actinopteri; Lampriformes; Lampridae
Product: E3 ubiquitin-protein ligase TRIM39-like
Exons: 2
Coding region: 124-1779 (551 amino acids)
Molecular function (GO): protein binding; zinc ion binding
Source: RefSeq, a predicted model, not a curated record